This is a messenger RNA of Zingiber officinale, 1143 nucleotides long. RefSeq names its product protein N-lysine methyltransferase METTL21A-like. Bases 93 to 917 code for a protein of 274 amino acids. Lineage: Eukaryota; Viridiplantae; Streptophyta; Magnoliopsida; Zingiberales; Zingiberaceae. The transcript has a single exon. The record is from RefSeq and is a predicted model, not a curated record.
GACUUUGGAAGGAAUAAUUGACAUCAGAAAAUGAAGUGAUUUCGCUCGCCCUAAGCCCUAGCCUCCGCCGUCGACCGAUUCCCGGCGAAGAAAUGGAGAACGAAGAUAACGAUUGCGGAAACACAGGCCUUCUCUUCCUCUUCGAUGGAGGAGGCGAAGGAGAUACAGAACGAAAUCGAGACGAUGAAGUGCAUGCAGACGACGAGGCUGCGGCAUUAGGUUGCGAGGCGAGCGGCGAGGAUGGCGAGCGUUGCUACCAUCUGAGCUCCGUCCAAUCUACGUUGGUCGUCCGCCAGCUCCGCUCACAGGGCCUCUCCUUCCAGCUCUGGCCCGCCGCCGCCUCUCUCGUGUCCCUCCUCGAUCGCCGCCCCUCCGCUCUCCUCCUCCCCCUCGCUAAUCCCUCCCCGAUCCGCAUCCUCGAGCUCGGAUCCGGCACUGGCCUCGUCGGCAUCGCCGCCGCUUCCAUCCUCGGCGCCUGCGUCACCCUCACCGACCUGCCCCACGUCCUCCCCAACCUACGCUUCAACGCCGACGCCAACUCCCACGCCGUGGCUGCCCGAGGCGGUGCCCUCGACGUGCGCCAGUUGCGGUGGGGGGAGGACGAGGACGCGGCGGAUUUUUUCCUCGACGGGAAGCCGGCUUUCGACGCCGUCCUGGCGUCGGACGUCGUCUACUACGAGCACCUGAUCGACCCGCUGCUGCGCACCCUGCGGGCGUUGGUGAAGGGCGAGAUUGCCUUCGUGAUGGCUCAUCUGAGGAGGUGGAAGAAGAGGGACGCCGUGUUCUUCCGCAAGGCCAGGAAGGUGUUCGACGUAUUGUUGCUGCACACCGACCCGCCGCUGCAUGGAAAACGAGUCGGCGUCGCCAUAUACCGCUUCAGUGAGAAGCCAACCAUCAAAGACAACAUUGCCAAAUGAGCUAACAUUUAGGAAGCAAAAUCACAAGGUCAGAUUGAAAAUUCUCUUCCGAGUAUUUUUUUUCCCUAGUAUGUUUGUUUGGAAUCGUGAAUUAGUUGGAAUAUGUUAGAAACAAGAGAAAGAAGGCAGAUUUGUGAGGAUCCAUGGUUUCUGAGGAAGAAAAAAAGGGUUUUUUGUUUUGAUUGUCGACUACCAAAUCCUUAGUUGCUAAUGGUUUUUUCUACCA